AUGAUGACGAAUGACGACAUUUACCUUAGCAUUACAUCUGUACAUGAUGCUUACAGAACAUAUCGAUCGCUGUAUCCGGAUAAGCAGCUUGCAAAGGAGCCUUUCACCUUCAAUAAAGAACUAUCUAUCAAUGAAAACUUGAAUCACUUGUCUUUGUACGCGUUGAGGAAUCCAAUGCUUGCAUACUACUGUUACAAACCGAUAUUUUUAGAACUUGCAGCCCGAUUGAUUCAAAACACCUCCAUAUUCGAAAGAGAAUUCACCCAGAGUUCUAGCAACAACCGCAUCAAGGGGUCUAUUGUAUUGUCUCAACUUUCUGCAUUGCUUGAUGUUGCACCCGAUUUUCUAAAUUUGUAUGAGCAUUUUUUGCAAAAUUUAAAUGUUUGGGAGGAACUUGCUGAAGCAGAUACGUUAGAGGUGGAGCGUUUACUCUUGGCAUAUUAUCGUACAUUGCAUUUUAACUCGGAGAGGUUCAAACAGUAUAUCCACCCAGACGCCAUAUAUGGACUUCUCGAAUCCAAUCAACAAUCCAAAGUUUCCAAGUACUUGUGUAUUGAAAUACUUGCAAUAUAUCUACUGGCUUCGGAAUUGUCUAGAAACAAAAUGUUGGAAAAGUACGCCAUUGGUGAAGAUUUUGUUUCCAAUUAUGAUGAUACGCAACUCAAUUAUAGAUUUCUUGUGUUGUCUGAGUCCAAAAGAAUUGCCAAUUUCAAAAGCUUGCCACAAGUGGAUUUUUUAACAAAUGAGGGAGAUGAUUCUGUUGUAAUUUCACCGGUUGACUUAUCUUCGACGAUUUUGGUGUCCGUAUGUGGAGUUUUGGUACCAAGCUUGGCAAAAAGUACAAACUUUGAAUCUCAUCAAAUUGACUUUGUUUCGACAGAGAACUCGGUUCAUGCAUUAAGGACUUUGGCUACAGAUAUUAAAUUAAACCAACCAGUAAUGCUCGUUGGAGAAUCGGGAUCAGGAAAGACUUUUUUAAUUAACAAAUUGGCCAACGAUUUGCAUUGCCAAGGAUCAAUCGUCAAGAUUCAUUUGGGGGAGCAAACUGACGCGAAAUUGUUGCUUGGGACUUAUACUUCAGGUGAACAGCCAGGGACCUUCCAAUGGAAUACAGGUGUGUUAACAUCUGCAGUUCAAGAAGGGAAGUGGGUGUUGAUUGAGGAUAUUGACCAAGCACCAACGGAGAUUCUUUCCAUACUAUUAACAUUACUACUUCAAUCUGAAGGGAUUGUAACUUGUGACCAACCAUUGGAAACUUCCGUAUAUGACAACAUUUUUGCCGAAGCAGUUUCUUGUUUUGGAAGUGCCAUUGUGGAACCAAAAGCGUUGGAGCUUUUGACUAAAUUUGUGGGUGAUACUUUCCAAGUCCCACAACUGAGAAUAAAUCACUUUAUAUCAAAACACACGCCCGUUUUCCAAACUGACUCAGAUGUUGUGAAAAUUGGGAGGGCUAUUUUGAAAUCUACUGGUGGCAAGAAACCUGAUUCCUCUCCUUUUGCUCGAACCAAUCAUGCCCUUCAUUUAAUGGAGCAGAUUGGCGUUGGAAUUAGUAUGACUGAGCCAAUAUUGCUUGUUGGAGAAACAGGUACCGGUAAAACGACAAUUGUUCAACACAUUGCAAAACUUUUGGGCAAAAAAUUGACCGCGAUUAAUGUUUCUCAACAAACAGAAUCGGGUGAUUUGUUAGGUGGUUAUAAACCGGUAAACACGAAGCUCAUUGCUGUAGGAGUUCAGGAAUAUUUCGAGCCGUUGUUUUUGGCAACAUUCUCGGAAAAGAAAAACGAGAGAUUCAACAAGGUAUUGUUGCGUUGUUUCAAUAGUGGGCAAUGGAAGAAUGUGUUGAAGUUAUGGUCAGAGGCAUACAAGCUGGCUGUGGACGUGCUUACGAAAAAAGAUCCUUCUCAUGACAAUGAUGAUGAAGGUGCUCCCAAGAAAAAAAAGAGGAAAUUUAAGGCAGUUGAUCCCGAUUUCCUUUUGCAAAAGUGGUACAAAUUCAACCAGAUGUUGAAGGAUUUCGAAGUCACUGCUUCGACCACCGAUCAUUCCUUUGUCUUCAACUUUGUUGAGGGUUCCUUGGUGAAGGCGAUUAGGAAUGGAGAUUGGCUAUUGCUUGAUGAAAUCAAUUUGGCAAGUUCGGAUACGUUGGAGAGUAUUGCUGACUUAUUGAAUGAUUCCUCGGAGCAAAGAUCUAUAUUGUUAUCUGAAAGAGGUGACACGGAACCCAUCAAAGUUCACCCCGAUUUCAGGCUCUUUGGAUGUAUGAAUCCAUCAACUGAUGUGGGGAAAAGAGAUCUUCCAGUUAGUAUUAGGUCCAAGUUUACCGAGAUCUACGUUCAUUCGCCCGAUAAGGAUUACCAGGAUCUUUUGAAAAUAAUAGACAAGUACAUUGGCAGGUAUUCUAUUGGUGAUGACAUUGUAAUCAAUGACAUUGCUGAAUUAUACUUGAGAGCAAAGUCAUUAUCUGAGAUGAACAAGAUCGUCGAUGGAGCGAAUCAAAGACCACACUUUAGCAUUCGUACAUUGACGAGAACCUUAAUUUACGUUACUGACAUUGUACCAAUUUAUGGUCUCCGAAGAUCAUUGUAUGAAGGGUUUUGCAUGACAUUUUUGACAUUGUUGGAUGCCGACUCAGAAAAUAUUCUCAAGCCAGAGAUUGUGAAGUACACUGUUGGAAAGUUGGGCAACAUGAAUUCUGUCAUGAGCCAAAUUCCACCGCCUCCGUCCCAAGACUCAGGAAAAUUUGUCCAAUUCAAACACUACUGGAUGAGGCAUGGUCCCAAUGAGAUAAUUCCUCAGCCCAACUACAUUAUUACGCCAUUUGUUGAAAAGAACUUGUUGAAUUUGGUAAGAGCGACUGCUGGCCGAAGGUUUCCUGUGUUGGUUCAGGGUCCCACGUCUGCAGGUAAAACUUCAAUGAUCAAUUAUUUGGCACAUAUAACCGGCCACAAAUUUGUUCGUAUCAACAAUCACGAACACACUGACCUUCAAGAGUAUUUGGGUACUUAUGUAAGUGACUCCAAGGGAAGAUUAGUAUUCCAAGAAGGUAUCUUGGUGGAAGCGUUACGGAAAGGUUAUUGGAUUGUUUUGGACGAGUUGAAUCUUGCACCAACGGAUGUGUUGGAAGCGUUAAAUAGAUUGUUGGAUGACAAUCGUGAGCUAUUCAUUCCGGAGACACAAGAGGUUGUAAAACCACAUCCAGAUUUUAUGCUAUUUGCCACCCAGAAUCCCCCAGGUUUGUACGGUGGUAGAAAAGUUCUUUCGCGUGCAUUCCGUAACAGGUUUUUGGAAUUACAUUUUGACGACAUCCCACAAGAUGAGUUGGAGAUUAUCUUACAACAAAGGUGCCAAAUUGCUCCCACUUAUGCAAAAAAAAUUGUCGACGUUUACAAGCAAUUGACUGUACAACGUCAAUCAACAAGGUUGUUUGAGCAAAAAAAUUCUUUUGCAACCUUGCGAGAUUUGUUUAGGUGGGCCCAAAGGGAGGCUGUUGGGUAUGAAGAGUUGGCCAUCAACGGUUAUAUGCUUUUGGGGGAGCGUGUUCGUAAAAAUGAAGAGAAGGUUGUUGUCAAGGAAGCUAUUGAGAAGGUCAUGAAAGUACAAUUAGAUAUGGACACGUAUUAUGACAACUUUGAUCUUGAGAGUUUAAUUGGCCAGGAGGACGGCGUUGUUUGGACCAGAGCUAUGCGUCGUUUAGCGAUAUUAGUGCUCGCUUCUGUCAAGUACAAUGAGCCUUUGUUGUUGGUUGGAGAGACGGGCUGUGGUAAAACCACCAUUUGUCAGAUAAUAGCCAACUACUAUGCUAAGCAGUUGAUAGUAGUAAAUGCUCAUCAAAACACUGAGACUGGUGACUUGCUUGGAAGCCAACGGCCUGUUAGGAAUAAAAGCAGUGUACAACAAGAGUUACGGAAAAGACUUUUGCAAUUCUUGCAUGAUCAUGGAGUCAAAGAGUUGGAGAAUUGGGAACUUGCAGAGUUGAUACGAGCUUACAAGGAAAAGACUAGCGACCCUGAAGUACAAGGCUCUGUUGAGAUUGAAGAGCAUAUCAACUUGAACUCGAUUUUGUUUGCAUGGAGUGAUGGGCCCCUUGUUACUGCAAUGAAAGCAGGAAACUAUUUUCUUUUGGACGAAAUUUCGUUAGCUGAUGAUUCAGUAUUGGAGAGAUUGAACUCAGUUCUUGAGCCUGAGAGAAGUUUGUUGCUAGCAGAAAAGGGGUCACAAAACGCGCAUGUUACUGCUGCAACUGACUUUAAAUUCUUUGCCACAAUGAAUCCUGGUGGGGAUUACGGGAAGAAAGAGUUGUCGCCUGCUUUGAGAAAUAGAUUCACUGAACUUUGGGUGCCAUCAAUGGAAGAUUUUCAGGAUGUGUUCAAAAUUGUGCAAUCAAGACUUUACGUGAAGGAGCUUGCGGAUGCUAUUGUGAAAUUUUCUGAAUGGUACGCCAUGGAAUUUGGUGGUGGAAGUGCUGUGAGUGGAGUUAUUUCCAUUAGAGACAUAUUGGCAUGGGUUGAUUUUGUGAACAAGUCACACUCUUAUUUGGGUGUUGCUGCCGCCCUUUACAACGGGGCUGCUAUGGUAUUCAUUGAUGCUUUAGGAACCAAUAAUACUGCUUAUUUGGCUGAAAAUGCGGAGUCCCUUGUAAAAAUGAAGCAAAAGUGUGUGGAAAUGUUGUCACAAUUUGCCAAAUUUGAUCUUUUUGGUUUUUCCAACCAAAGAAUUGAAGUCAGUGUGACUGGAGACUCCUUCAACGCAGGAUUGUUUCAUAUUCCCAGAGUUGUUAGUAAUGAGGGUUUCCACUCUUUCAGUUUAGAUGCACCAACUACAGCAACGAACGCUAUGAAAGUCACUAGAGCUAUGCAAGUUAACAAACCCAUUUUGUUGGAGGGAAGUCCAGGUGUGGGUAAAACUAGUUUAAUUACAGCAAUGGCUAGUGCAACCGGAAAUACCCUUAUACGUAUCAACUUAUCAGAGCAAACAGAUUUGGUUGACUUGUUUGGUUCCGAUGCUCCCGCUGAAAAUGGCAAAGCUGGCGAAUUUGCUUGGAGAGAUGCACCUUUCUUACGUGCUAUGCAGCGUGGUGAAUGGAUUUUGCUUGAUGAGAUGAAUUUGGCCUCUCAGUCGGUCCUUGAGGGAUUGAAUGCGUGUUUGGAUCACAGAGGUGAAGCCUAUAUCCCCGAGCUCGGCAAGUCAUUCAAAAAGCACCCGGAGUUCAAAAUCUUUGCGGCUCAAAAUCCUCAAUAUCAAGGUGGUGGUAGAAAAGGCUUACCAAAAUCAUUUGUAAACAGAUUCAGUGUGGUUUACGUUGAUACUUUGAAAGCAGAAGAUCUCAACUUUAUCUUGCUGCAUGUGUACCCACUGGUUGAUUCUGCUCUGUCAUCGAAAUUGAUUGAUUUUAUGUCUACUAUUGAAGGAGAAGUGGUUGUGAAGAAACUGUGGGGUCAUUCUGGUAGUCCCUGGGAGUUCAAUUUACGAGACUCCUUAAGAUGGUUGAGUUUGUACACAGCAAAAAACUUGCAAGCUGAUACACAAAUUUCUGAUUUUAUGAACAUGAUCAUUUGUCAAAGAUUUAGAACACCAGAGGAUCAAGCCCAUGCACGAGCGCUUUUUGUCAAGUCAUUUGGUUCAUUUGCGAAACGAGACAACUACUACAAUAAAACUGCGUCAUAUAUCCAGGCAGGAUCAGCAUUGGCGACAAGGAAUCAUCUUAUGCAAUACAACAAUGGUGAUAAUCUUUUGCCCUUGCAAUGUAAUUUUGGUGUCAUGGAGACAGCUAUACGUUGUGUCACAUACAACAUACCGAUGAUAUUGACUGGACCCGCCAGCUCGGGAAAGACUUGCUUAAUUCGAUAUAUGGCUAAUGUGCUUGGAGCCAGGUUGGACGAAUUCUCGAUGAACAGCGAUGUCGAUUCUAUGGAUAUUCUUGGAGGAUAUGAGCAAUCCGAUUUGUCACGAGCACUUUAUAACUUUUUGAAUCAUGUCUAUGUCACUUUGAACGAAUUUGUUGUGAUUGAAGUCAAAUCAAAGAGAUCAGACGUAUCCCAAGCUUUGAAAGUGAUUGACGCAAUAGCCUCUGGCAAAGUCACAGCGGAAAAUUACCCGCAAUUUCACAAGCAAUUGAUAUCCAUUAAUGGUUUGGACGGUAAGAUACUUUCUUUGUCAGAGUCGUUGCUCUUUAAGCUCUCUCAACCUAGCUCAUUAAAGUUUGAAUGGUUUGAUGGUCUUCUUGUGCAAGCUGUGGAAGAAGGCCGAUGGCUAGUUCUCGACAAUGCCAACUUGUGUCCGCCAUCUGUGUUGGAUAGAUUAAACUCCUUGUUGGAAACAAAUGGUACGUUGAUUGUGAAUGAAUGCACUUUGGCGAAUGGAGAGCCAAGAGUGAUCAAACCUCAUCCAAACUUUAGACUAUUCUUGACGGUAGAUCCUAAAUAUGGAGAACUAUCCCGAGCCAUGAGAAACAGAGGAGUUGAAGUUUAUUUGGAUUCCAUUAGUGAACGGGCUACGUCAUUUGAUCGCAGGUUGUUGGGCAUUUCAGAGGUUUCCAAAGAUUUCUCCGCAAGAGCUCAUGGUCAAGUUCCAACUGGAGUGUACGGUUUUGACAGAUUUACCGAUAUGCACAGUUUCAGUCUCGUGGAGGACCUAUUGGAGAACGGUGCAUCCUACAUGAGUUCAAUUUGGGGUAUCGUACCAUUUGCUUGUUUGAGCUUACUUCAAAGAUGGACAGAAUUUGUGAGCAAAUCAGCCGAGUUUUCUUCACGCAGCAAGAAAACUUCCCAACUAGUGCUCGAUAAUUUUUCACUCUUUCAUCAGUUUGAGUUGGAGACAUCUAUUUACUACUUGUACAAAUCGGUACAAGUAAAAUCUAAUGAAAUUCUUGGUGGCGAUGCUGCCUUCAUCCCUUUCCAAGCCAUGCAUCCGUUGAUCAACAUGGCAUUAGUGUCUUCCAUCAUGCCUGACCAUGCACUUGUUGCAUCAAGUGAGUCUACCAUGUUGUUCGAGGUUGUGAAUGAAACAAAAAAGUUUGGUUCGUUGUUGAAGGGAGUUGAGAUUGGUUCGAUGAAUAAGAAGAUUGGAGAGCUAACUUAUAUCGAAAAAUCUGCAGCAGUUUUUUUUGGAAGAGACUUGAAAUCGAAACCUCGAUUUGGUGUGUUCAAACUCCUUCAAGGGGUAGUCGCUUACAUCAUCAGAGCAAUCUCAAAUGCUCAUCUGCAUAUAUUUUCCCAUGCCUUGUUCAACCCCGUGUUUGACUUGCUCGUUAUUGCAAAUGCCUUGUUUGACACAUCGAAAGAGCAAAAUGAGUCCAAAAUUAGGAUCUAUCAAGAAUUGCUUGCAAAGUGGUGUGAUAACAAUUUGGAAGUAAGUGAUGUUGACACAUUGAAAUCCUCAAUUGCAUCAUUUGGUGAUGGUUUGAAACUAUCGUCUGGUUUGUCAAUGGAUCUAAUUUGGGAAAAUUUCAGAGGCAAAUACCCACUGUCUUUGAAAGGAUGGGAAUAUUUGAGAACCGUGUAUGGGAUAAUGGAGGACCUUGAUUAUGUAUCCAAGAGGCAAUCAAUUGCCGCUUCAAGUAUCAUAUCUGGUCUUGUGGAGGCAUUCAGGCAACUUUACACUACAAUUGUUGUCAGCGAAUACAAGGAGGAGGAUUUAAAUUUCGUGUUGUCAAGGGUUUAUUCAACACUAAAUGAACUCAAAACGAACUUGAUCACAGUUGACAACAAUCGACAAAACAAUUUCAAGAUGGAAUUCACCUAUAUUUGCGACUUCUCUGAAAUCUCGGGGAAUAGACAAGAGUUAGACAAGUUGUACAUGUUUUCUGAACGAUCUUUGAAAUCAAUAGUAGUUGGUGAAAGUUCUAAAAAUUUCCCUUUGUUACUUGAAGACAUUUGGAGCAAAAAUGAUUCAGUUGAGUCUAGAAUCCCAGCAUUGUUUUCGAGCUCGUUACUAGCCUCCACUUUAGAGAAGAUCUUGAGCUUAAGGGCCACUGAAGUUAAUCAUGUUGAUGAAACACUAAGCGAUUUGAAGCUACUCACCAGAUCAUUAGUUGAAACUUCGAAUUGUGUCUUGUCAGAUCAGAGAGCUGUCUUUGCUGAGAAGUUGAGCGUUUGGUUGAAACACAUAUGGACAUCUCAUGGGUUAAAUUGGGAUGUAUAUGUUGCAGAAGAUAGUGAGUUCCCACAGUUGAACCCCAAAGUUGCGCAGGUUUUCAAACAAUUUUUAGUUCCAGCUUCGACUUUGAUUAAGCAAAACGGUUUGAAAGAUUUGGGAAAAGCAUGGAUCUUGUUUGCAUGUGGGCUCAUUCAGUUGUACUUGCCCAAUAUUCCAAAUGAUCCAGCUAUUAGAGAAUAUGUCGUCUCAAAAGUCUAUUCGGCCCGUGUGUUUCAUCUCAAUAGCCUUCAGGAAUCUUGGACGCGUUCGAGACAGGUGAUUAGUGGUGAUGAACCCAUAUACUUGGAGUCAACUUUGAAGAACCUCACAGAUGCUACUGAACCUGAAACUCCGAAGGUGUACCGUGGUGAGGGAUCGAUUGAUGGCUUAAUUGAUGAAUGGAACGCCAUGAUGGAGUCUAGCUUAAACUUUGAAUCUAUUUGCAAUUUGUUGAAUGAUAUUGAGCUGAGAUCGUCCUCUGCCAGAAGCAAACUCAACUUGUUCCAGAACAACCUUUCCAAAUUUUCUCAGCGAAUGAAGCAAAACUAUUUAUUGUAUUCUGAUUUGAAUGAUAUCCUUCUUGGAUAUGUGUAUGCUUUGCAAUUUGGUUUCGAAUUGGUUAUGUUUGAAAAUGAGAAAAGUACACUGGCCCAGUUCUCAAAAGACUGGUUGAUGAACACUGUUGAAAUGUUGAAUCCUGAGGUAAUGGGAUCUGAAUUUGCUAAUGCUCAAGCUUUCGCAAAGAAGUUGAAUGUGGAGGACCCAAUAGCUGAAGAAGUUAUGUCUUUCUUUAUGGUUCUCGGGUUUACAGAAAAUGGAAGUCCCAAUGUUGAUGUUGUUGGGGGUGCCAUCAAAUCGUUGUAUUAUAGGUGGUCACUUCGAAAAAUGAGAGAAGAGCAAGAGAUUGCUCAAAGUGAGAGUAUGUUCAAGUACAAGGAUCAAGAAGAUCACGUUGAGGAGGACUUCCAAAGAUUGUUUCCUGAUUUCGAAGAAGUUGUUGAUUUGAAGAUGACUGGUAUGAGUAAGAUUAAUGAGUUUGAAGAAAUUUACCGUGAUAUUGCUGUUGCGUAUGUUGAUAACUAUGCUCGCGGCAUAAAACUUGAUGCAAGUGCCUUGACAAAACGAGGGUCUGUUUUGUUUGGGAAAUUAUCAUCAUACAAUUUGAAAACAGGGUUCAACAAUUCGUCGGCCUUAUCGGCAGUCUUGAAUGCAGCAAUUCAAUCAAAUGACGAUUUAACUCUUCCAAGCAAAAGCUUCCACUUUUACAAAGACAGCAAUCCAAGUGAAGUUCAAAAAGCUGUCAAGAUUAUUUCCACGGUGCAUUUGCUAACAAAGAAGAUGCUUGAGCAAUGGCCAGAGCACGCAACUUUAAGAAAUAUUGCCUUCUCCACUUCCGAGUUUAUGGCGUUUCCAAUCGGGUUGCCAUUGGGUAGAUUUUUGCUGAAAUUGGAGCAGAUCUAUACUUACAUUGCAGAGUGGCAAAAGUACUCUUCCAGUCAAACGUCACUAGCGCCUCAAUACACCCAAUUGACGGACUUGAUGGUUUCAUGGAGGAAGUUGGAGUUGUCAACGUGGAAGAGUUUAUUCGAUCACGAAGAGUUUGCUUGCGGUGAAAAGAUUGGCUCGUGGUGGUUUCAUCUACUUGAGGUGAUCAUGAUUCCAAUUUUGGAGAAAAGAGAUGACCAAGAUCAAGUUGUGAAUAUUUUAUCUGCUUUGAAUGUCUUUAUGAGUAAAGUAUCUUUCGGAGAGUUUAAGUUCAGGUUGAGUUUAUUGAAAGCUUUCAAAAAUCAUGGAUUGCAGCUACACUACACGCACCCAAUUACAACUGCCUUGGACAGUUUCAUUAAAUUUUAUAGCCAGUUCGGGUCGAUUAUAGAGGAGGAGUUGACAUCAAAAAGAAGCAAAUUGCAAAAAGACAUUGACGAAGUUAUUCUUUUAGCAAGUUGGAAAGAUGUCAAUAUCGACGCUUUGAAACAGAGUGCUAGGAAAUCCCACAACAGUUUAUACAAGAUUGUACGCAAGUACCGCGAUGUGUUGAGCUCACCCGUGCAGCCAAUAAUUGAACAAGGCUUGUCUCAGUCAUUGGCAGAAUGUGAGGUCGUAAGCCUUCCAGCAAUAGAGCACUUUGAUGGUAAAGAAAGCUAUGGUGCCCUUUCAUCUAUUGCCACGUGGAAUCAAAGGCCACAGAGGUUGCAAGAUAUUUCAAUAGUUGAAAGGAAUUUCAAAGUUUAUUUGGAGAGAGUCAAGACUGAGGAGUUGCCUCUGUUGCUCGAUUUUGCAAUGGAAACGGCACGUGCGGCAGAUACUCUUCGGAAUGAAACGCCAAAGGUUUUAAACGAGGGAAACAAAAAGUUGGUAAAUGCGUUGAAGACACAAAAGCUGAAGUUGCUCAGUGACACCAUUCGUGAAAUCAGGCAAUCAGGCUUAAAGACAAGCAUGAGAGAGGAUAUACUUGCGACUCAGAAAUCAGUCAACUUAAUUAUUGCCAAUUCAAGCUCAUUCAAUGGAUUCUUGGAAGGGUGCGAUUCCGCAUAUUUCAGGAUCUUGGACUUGUUGCCACGGUUAAGGGCAGCUGUUGGCUCACCGUGCGACGAUGUGCCUAGUGCCGACCUUGAAAAAGGGCUAUCUGCAGCGGAAAAUUUGGUACAUUUAUUGAUUAUAAAGCGCUCACCACUUGUCAAGUUCAACAGUGUGUAUGAGACGCUUCAAUUAUGCGCACGUGAUAUGUUAAUAUUAGCCAAAUUGGAUGAGGAGAAAUUGAUUUCGACCAAACACUACAAAGCUAGUGUUGAGAACGUUAAGUUUAAAAGAAAGUGGUUACCCAAAUUGUUGGACUAUGCCAUUAGCACUUGCAAUGCUAUUGCCAGCUUUACGUUUUCCAAUUCGACUCUCAUUUUUGAGGAGUUCAGGAAAGAGGUGGAGACAUUUCCGGACUUUGACUCUAAGUCCUUGGUGUACACGACACUGGAUGAAAGAUUAUUGCAUGAGUUUGCAAAUUUUGAGGAUCGUUUGAGAACAGCAUUGAAGAAAUGGAAGACCGAGCAUGUAAAAUUGCAAUUUGUGGCAGAUGUUGUGUUGAAUUGGUUGAAUGGAACUGCAAAAGCCACUGUUCUAGGAGAUGACGGUAUUGAGUCUAGAGUUAUAGAAGAUUGUGAAGUGGAGUUCAGGAAGUUGUCAUCGAUGAUUCUUGUUGCAGCCCAAAAGGUGACCGAGUGUGGUAACAGCGAAGUAGCAAUUGACGAAAAAGGUUGGUUGAUUCUAGCUCAAAAUAAAGUGUCUGACUAUAUUAAGCUCACGCAUAUUACAGGAAUAGUUGCGAAGUUGAAGCGUUGUAUCGAGGUCUCCACUUUGGCAGUAGACCAAUCUCCAUUGGUCUCUUCCUUAGCUGCAUUCACGCUUCCGUUGGUUGAAAACUAUUUUGAGUUGUGUUCAAUCGUUUUCGAUAAAGCGAGGGUUAACUAUAAGAGCUUGUCAAAGGCUACUUUUGUUUUGUCUUCGAUACUUUAUUCGCUAGCAACAAAGGGAUUUUGCUCGCCAGAGCCACCUCAAGAUCAAAAGGAUGAUAACAAUUUGCACGAUGGAACUGGCUUGGGUGAUGGUGAGGGAGCUCAGACCAACAACAAUGACGUUGAAGAAGAUGACGAUUUGACUGAAAAUGCUCAAAAGCCAAACGAUGAGCAAAAUGACAAUGAUGAUCAAGACGAGAAUGAUGACGCUGUAGAAAUGGAAGGCGACAUGGCCGGUGACCUCGAGGAUUUGUCAGAUCAGGACAAAGAUGAUGAUGGUGACGAUGGAGAAAGCGAAGAGCUCGACGAAGAGGUUGAUGACUUGGAUGAAUUGGAUCCAAACAAUGUUGAUGAAAAGAUGUGGGAUGAGGAGGCCAAGGAGGAGAAAGAAAAGGAGUCGGAAAACAUUCCUGAGAAUUCAAACAACGAUGAUGAGAUGGAAGCAAGAGAGGAUGAAGAGCAAGGUGAAGCCAAAGAGGAUCAAAAGUCAAGGGAUGAUGGUGACGCAAAAGAUGGCAAAGAGGGAGAAGAGGGAGAGGAAGAGGAAGAGGAAGAUGUUGGUGAGCAGGAAGACCAGGUUGAGAACCAGGAGGCCGAGCAAAUGGAGGAUCAUGUCCCUGAAUCGGAAGCUUUGGAACUUCCUGAUGAUAUAAACAUUGGCGAUGAAGAAGAUCAGGAAGAAAGUGAAGACGAAUUUGACGAAGAGCAUAACGAUGGUCUAAAUGAUGAAAUGAAUGAUGAUGAUGAUGGUGAGGAGGAGGAGGAGGAAGGAAAAGAACAACUGAAAAUGGAAAAAGACGUCAAUGAAGAAAAAGAAGAAGAAGAAGAAGAAGGUGUUGACGAGGAAGAGAAUACAGAGAUGCUUCAAGAUGAAGAGUCAAACCUUGAGACUGAAGAGAACCAAAUUGAUGAAGAAGCUGGUGCUGAACCUGAAGAUGAGGACGUGGACAAUGAAGAACAUGAUAAAAGUGAGGACAAAAAGGAGAAGGGAGAUGAAGCCGCCAAUGAUGAAACAGAUGCAGUAGAUGGGGCUGAUGGAUUGGCAGAUGUGGAGAAUGAAGAGGAUGCAGAUAUGGAUGCUGCAACUGAACAAAAGGCUGGGAAAUCGGGAGAUGGUGCAGAAAAUGAGCAGCUAAACAAUGAUCAAAACGGUGAGAAUCUAGCCGGUGAAGAGAAUUCUGCAGCUGAGGAGAAAAAUGAAAAGUCCAUUGAAGAUGACGCCGUUGACAGAGCGAACGAAUCUCUUAAACAGAUUGGUGAGUCAUUGAAGGAGUUUCAUCGCCGUAAGCAAGAGAUUCUUGAAGCAGAGGAGGAUGACAAUGCCGAGCAGUCUGCUAAUCACAAUUUGAACGAGUUUCAACAUAAUCCUGAUUCAAAUGCUGAUGAUUUACAGGCACUUGGUGCUGCCAAUAAAGACCAAAUACAAUCGAUAAAUGAGGAUAUGGCGAUUGAUGAGGAGGAGGAAGAAAGACAACAGGAAGAACAAGAUGAGAAAAUUGACGCUGAUGCUCCAAUGGAUGAAGAGAAUGGUGAUGUGCCGCAAGAGAAUGGUGGUGAUGACAAUGGGGCUGCCGCGCAAUCUGCAGCAGAAGAUGCUCCAAUUACUGAGACAGAAACGAACGAGAUCGACUCUAAACCGUCCAUUGAAUUUGGCGAUGGCGAUGACGAGGAGGAUGAUGAUGAAAAGAUUGAAGAGAUGAUUGGAAAUUACACUAUUAGUGAUGACGAACCACCAUUGUCUUUGGACGAAGCACGUAAGUUGUGGAAGGAUAGUGAGAUGGCAACGCAAGACUUGGCGUCGGGACUUUGUGAACAAUUGCGAUUGAUUUUAGAGCCCACUUUGAGCACUAAGCUUCGUGGAGAUUACAAGACGGGAAAAAGAUUGAAUAUGAAACGUAUCAUUCCUUAUAUCGCAUCUGAUUUCAAAAAGGACAAGAUUUGGUUGAGAAGGACAAAGCCUUCCAAACGCGAGUACCAAAUCAUGAUUGCUGUUGAUGAUUCCAAGUCGAUGAGCGAGAGUAACUCUUCACGAUUGGCUCUCAAUAGUAUUGCUUUGGUUUCGAAAGCGUUGAGUCAAUUGGAGAGUGGUGGUUUAUCAAUUGUGAGAUUUGGUGAAGAUGUAAAGAUUGUGCAUCCCUUCAAUAAGCCGUUCAAUGCAAAUAAUGAAACUGGGGCUAAAGUAUUUCAAUGGUUUGAUUUCCAGCAAUCGAGAACUGACAUCAAAGCAUUGUGUAAUGAGUCGUUGAAGAUUUUUGAAGAUGAGAAGUUUGAAAACAAGGCUGAUUUGUGGCAGUUGCAAAUUAUCAUCAGUGAUGGUGUAUGUGAAAGUCAUGAGAAUAUUAUGCGCAUGGUGAGAAAAGCUAGAGAUGAAAAGAUAAUGAUGGUGUUUGUCGUGAUUGAUGGAAUCAAUCUGAAGGAAUCCAUUAUGGAUAUGCAACAGGUGAGGUACGAAACUGAUCAAAACACUGGUGAAAUGGUUUUGAAAGUGGACAAGUAUCUUGACAGUUUCCCAUUUGAAUUUUACGUCAUUGUAAAGGACAUAAAUGAGUUGCCAGGAAUGCUUUCAACCAUUCUUCGUCAAUACUUUACAGAAAUAGCUACAGUAUAG
This is a messenger RNA of Lodderomyces theae, 14247 nucleotides long. It is a transcript of the gene MDN1, whose product is annotated as AAA family ATPase midasin. Gene Ontology annotation, cellular component: nucleus; preribosome, large subunit precursor. Gene Ontology annotation, biological process: ribosomal large subunit assembly; rRNA processing. The transcript has 2 exons. Bases 1 to 14247 code for a protein of 4748 amino acids. The record is from RefSeq and is a predicted model, not a curated record. Gene Ontology annotation, molecular function: ATP hydrolysis activity; ATP binding. Lineage: Eukaryota; Fungi; Ascomycota; Pichiomycetes; Serinales; Debaryomycetaceae.